Molecule: messenger RNA, 2824 nt
Organism: Acanthopagrus latus (yellowfin seabream)
Lineage: Eukaryota; Metazoa; Chordata; Actinopteri; Spariformes; Sparidae
Gene: prokr1a
Product: prokineticin receptor 1a
Exons: 3
Coding region: 1276-2418 (380 amino acids)
Biological process (GO): neuropeptide signaling pathway
Cellular component (GO): membrane
Molecular function (GO): neuropeptide receptor activity
Source: RefSeq, a predicted model, not a curated record
AGAUUAAUCAAAACAAAUGUUUUGUUUCUUUAAUUUUAAAGUAAUGUGUUUAAAUAUUACUGUCUGUGUAAUGUAUUACUUAUGAAACUACUUUUGUUACUUUCAAAAUGCAAUCAUUACAUAUUACUAGUUACUUUAAUCCAAAAGUAAUCUAUUACUUUACAAUAUUACUGUCUGUGCAGAGUAAUAGAUUACUCAUCACACUCAAACAUCAGAGAAUACGUCUUCAUAACGUCGUCUCCUGACUUGGACACUUUACAUCAGCAGCUCACAGAACUGAACCAGAACCAGAACCAUAGUCGUUAGUGUGAGCAGAUUUAUUGUGACGUUCAUCUUGUUCAGAACCUUCUCUGACCCAGUUGGGUCCAUAUUGGUUCUGGUGCCGUGUUGAUGAUGAUGAGGUUUGACUUAAAUCACAACAAACUGACACUCUUUUGUUUUGUGGACUGUGAAACCUUCUGAUGACUGGACCUACAUCUGGUGGACUGCUCCUUUAAUGAACAGAACCGUUAGCUGAGUGAUGAUUAACUGACCCGGCUCGUUAUCUCAGACCCUCCUGCUGCUCGUGUCUUCAGUCCUGAGAGCAGACUGAGUGCGGCUCACUGCAGUUUGGCUCGGAGCUCCUCUGUCGGAGCAGCAGAACAGUUCUUCAGACGGCGGCGGCGCUCAGAUGAGACAUUCCCCAACAUGUGGACGAAUCUAACGGGUCGCCCUCGUCAACACUGUAACCUAGCAACCACGUCAGCAAAUCUGUGCAGACGCAGUGUUUGAAAACUCAGAUCCAACAUUUCUGUAGGUCCACGAGCAGCCGGAGAGCUGACGAACCGUCAGCAGACAGUAAAUCUAGAGUCCAUAUGUGUGUUUGUGUGAGAGGCCCGGAGACGGACCGCUGACCUGCUCACAGUGUCUCACACAAUGCAUGCUGGGAUACAUCAGCGCUCCUGGAACAGCACGGUGAAGCACAAACGGGGCAGUGUUGUUCUUUUUAUGAAGUAAUUCACUGAGAAGACCAAAACAACAACAGGAGAAGCUCUGAGUGGUUCUGGUUCUGGUUCUGGUUCUCUGUCUCCUAAAGUCCACUUCCCCUCCAGUUCCAGUCAGCAGAACAGAACCUGGAGGUCAGCUCCGGGUCACUGCUGCUGUCAGGCUGAUCAACAGGAGUGAAGACCUAUCACUUCUUUAAUCCAGAAAGUUACAAAUUAAUCUGUGUUAACGGCUCCGGAUCAGAACCUGAUGAGACUCCAGACGCUUCUAAGCAUGUUGACUUGAUCCAAAAUGGACGCCCCGCUGAACAGAACCGUGAGCCUGGCGGACUACUUCCUGGCGAGUGACGGCCUGGACUACGAGAUUCCCCUGGACGAGAUCCCGGACACCACGCAGGGCCGGGCCUUCUUCGUGGCCACCAUCGUGAUCGCGGUGGUCCUGGCGGGCAUCAUGUUGGUGUGCGGCGUGGGGAACUGCCUCUUCAUCGCCAGCCUCGCUCGCUACAAGCAGCUCCGCAACCUCACCAACCUGCUGAUCGCCAACCUGGCCGUGUCGGACGUGCUGGUGGCGGCGGUGUGCUGCCCCUUCCUGCUGGACUACUACGUGGUGAAGCAGCUGUCGUGGGAUCACGGCCUGUUGCUCUGCGCCUCCACCAACUACCUGCGCACCGUCUCGCUCUACGUCUCCACCAACGCGCUGCUGGCCAUCGCCGUGGACAGGUACAUGGCCAUCCUGCACCCUCUGCGGCCCCGGAUGAAGCGGCAGACGGCGUACUGUGUGAUCCUGACGGUUUGGAUCGUCCCCAUCUUCAUCUCCAUCCCCUCGGCCUACAUGGCCUCCGAGACGACGUACCCGCAUGUGGAAGGCGGCACCUACAAGACCUUCUGCGCUCAGAUCUGGCCCGUGGACCAGCAGGUUUACUACCGGUCCUACUUCCUGCUCAUCUUCGCUCUGGAGUUCAUCGUCCCGGUGACCGUCAUGGCCGUGUGCUACAUCCAGAUCUCCAGGGAGCUGUGGUUCAAGGACGUUCCUGGUUUCCAGACGGAGCAGAUCCGGAAGAGGCUCCACAGGCGUCGGAGGACGGUGGUGGUGCUGAUUCUGGUGCUGGUCGCCUACAUCCUGUGCUGGGCGCCGUACUACGGCUUCGCCCUGCUGCGGGACUUCUACCCCACCCUCAUCUCCAGGGACAGGAACUCCCUGGUGGCCUUCUACAUCAUCGAGUGCAUCGCCAUGAGCAACGGGGUCAUCAACACGCUGUGCUUCAUGAGCGUACGCAACAACAACAAGCGCCUGAAGAAGGACGCCAAGUUCCCGCUGAAGCUGGUGACGUUUGGCGAGGCCCGGACCUCCUCGCUCCGAGUGACGGAGGACGUGGACGGAGCUCGGAGGUCAAACCUCUGGCGGGCCGAGGACACUGGACGAACCUGGACUUAAACUUUGUUUUCUGAAGAUCUCAGACCAUCAGCUGGAGAACAGGUAAACAUAAUUUUACUCCAACAGUACGGAGCGAGAAUACACUCUCAGCCAAUCACAUCACUGGACACGCUGCUCUAAAACAGCUGAGCCAAUCAUGAGGACGAUAGGGCUCUGCAGUGAAGUGCAGCAUCUCUGAUUGGUGGAGCUCGUUACUGACUGAAUCGACACCACCUGUUUCAUUUAUACGGUUUAGUGACCAUUGACUCGUUGCUGUUGUGUCGUGUUAGUCGUGUUGCGUCACUCGUCAGUUUGUCUUUGUGUGUCUUUGUGUGUCUGCAUGUAAACACGACUCGCUGCCGUUGAGUUGAUGUUUGUGUGAGUCGAGAGCAGGAAGCUGAAUAAACCUUCACAUGAUCAACAAACA